Lytechinus variegatus (green sea urchin) is the source of this 2345-nucleotide messenger RNA. It is a transcript of the gene morn4, whose product is annotated as MORN repeat-containing protein 4-like. Lineage: Eukaryota; Metazoa; Echinodermata; Echinoidea; Temnopleuroida; Toxopneustidae. The record is from RefSeq and is a predicted model, not a curated record. The coding region runs from base 142 to 588 and encodes 148 amino acids. The transcript has 5 exons.
GCCGGCUGACUGACGUGACCGCGGUCGGAUGCGGGUCGCGACAUCGGCAGUUGACAGCGGAACGUGAGGUUGUUGUUGCCGUAGAUUUUUUGUGAAACAGGCACAGAUUGUUUUGUAUUUGUUCCAAAGUAAGAAAUUAUCAUGACAUCAUCUCAAGGAGUUUACAAAUAUCCAGAUGGAGAGGAAUACAAAGGAGAAUGGCUGGAAGGAAAAAGGCAUGGUGUAGGAGAGCUGUAUCUUUCUGAUGGAUCCAAAUACAGUGGUCAGUUUGACAGUGGGCUCUGCUCAGGACAUGGUACACUGCUCUUCGCUGAUGGAUCAAGGUACGAGGGUCAGUUCCAACUGGGCAAGUUUGAUGGUUUAGGUGUGUUCACACGACCGGAUGGCAUGCUGUUUGAAGGAGAGUUUAAGCAAGGAAAAGUGAAUGGAUUAGGGUUGUUGACAUUUGCAGAUGGCACCCAUGGCUUACCAAGGAACGAAGGACUGUUUGAUGGUACCAGGCUCGUCGAGCGACAACGAGCAAAAGACAUUGUAACAAAAGCCAAACAAGCCGCUCAAACAGCAAAGAAUAUACAAGUCAGAGUAUAGAUAGAUACUCCAGGGGGAAAACAUUUGAGUAGAAUCUGUAUCAAUGAAAUGUAUUUAUGCCAUCAUGGACGUGUUAUUUUAGCAAAAGAAUAUAUGUUACCAGGCAUGGCAAAACCCACAAAAAGUCACCCAUAAAUUGAUUUUUUAUUAGAUAUAUUACGAUAUUUUCAUUAGAUAUCCAUUCUGAAAGAGGAGAUUCUCAGCUUUAAAAUGAGAUAUAACUCAUAACUUAUUUCAUGAUCAUAACCCUUGUUAAUAUAAGGAUGAUAAUUCACCAGAAUGCUACAUUUGAGAAAUCUAUUGAUUGCAGGUCCUAUAGAAAUGCGAUCCUAAAGAUUGCAUAGUACUCUAUUUACUGUCUCCUGCACACAUUUUGGGCUUUCAUGUAGCUUCAUGCAUUUGAAAUUUAUAAUAUUAACUGUUACUCAAUGUCGUACGUUGCUGCUAUAAUGAUAUAAGUGACAAGUUGGAAGUUGUUAUCUGGAAUUUAAAAUGUUUUAUAUUGUAUAUAGUUUUUCUCAUAGAAAUGAUGAAAAAAAACCUUAUCCUUAUUUCAAACUUUCAAGACACUUUUUAUGGUCAUUGAUAUCCAAUAUAUUAUAUGAUGAAUAUUUCAUAAUAAUUUAUAAUGACAACUAAUCUUUCUACUUGUUAGUAAUGUACCAUUAACAUUGGAAGUUGUAUUCGUUAAUACUAUUAAAGCUCACAGACAUUCAUUCUUUUUAUUCUGUUUUCUAAACUAACAUUCCAAUUUUUGACAAAUGUAAAGCUAUGAAUGCCUACAUGUGAAUCCCCUUGUGUGUUUUUUGUACAUAGUGAUAUAAUCUUGCAAGGUGUUAAAGUAAACUUUCAUAAGUCAAAUAUUUGCUCAACAUAUUUGUCGAACAGAUUUUUUUAGGCAAAGUUAGCUGUAUUCCUCUAUUCAGAUGCACCUGAAGAGGGGUUCACUCUAUUGGUUUCCAGCCGCCGAGACUGAGAAUGUCAUGAUUUACUUGUCCAAUCGAUACAGAAGCAAUGUCAAUAUUCAAUAUAUUUUUAUACACUGUAGGAAAUCAAAAUCAUUGUCCUUCUCUCUUUCCCUCUGUCUGUCUCUCUUUCUCUUUCCAUUUCUCAUUAGGCAAAUACUGUAUAUAGAUUACUUUUCUUUAAAUUAUAUGCACUUAUGUAGGGAUGAACAUUAGAUCUGAUUAAUGUUUUCAUAAUUUAUUAAGGAAAUCUGCUUUCACUGUACACUUGCAUAUUUGUAAAAUUCCCUUACUUCCUUCAGCAGAUUCCCCCCCCCAAAAAAAAAAAAACAUGUGACACCCUUUUAUAAAGAACCAAACUUAAUUUGAAUACAAAGCAGGCUGGGCUGGCACCUUGUGAUGUAUAAAAGUUAUAUUGCAUGCAUGAUAUCAAUUAUUUCCUGAUUUUACUCAUUUUUUCCUUCUGAAAAAGAUAUCAAAUUACCGUUUAAGCAAAAAAAAAUUUUAUGGCAAGUCAUGAAAUUGGAUUAAAUGUUCAUGAAUUAUAUAGAAAUAUUCAAUUAAUGGGCUGGCCCAAAUUAGAUUAUUAAUUAUUCUUAUCAAUACAAGGUGAUCACUUCUAGUUAAUGAAGAUCUCAUUUUGAGUUAUAUAUAUGCUAGAUUUUUUUUAUAUAUAAUAUACAUAUAGAUGAAGGGUGCUAUGUUGAUAAUACAGUAUAGUUAGUACAUGCAAUGAAGUGGCGGAUUCAAGAUUAUCAAAAUAGAGGGGUGUGCUAUGAUCAAAUUUGAAAA